Messenger RNA from Sclerotinia sclerotiorum 1980 UF-70, 804 nucleotides. RefSeq lists its product as hypothetical. The transcript is spliced from 2 exons. Gene Ontology annotation, cellular component: cytoplasm; mitochondrion. Gene Ontology annotation, biological process: nucleobase-containing compound metabolic process. Gene Ontology annotation, molecular function: AMP kinase activity; ATP binding. The coding region runs from base 1 to 804 and encodes 267 amino acids. The record is from RefSeq and is a predicted model, not a curated record. NCBI's taxonomy places the organism in Eukaryota, Fungi, Ascomycota, Leotiomycetes, Helotiales, Sclerotiniaceae.
AUGCGCCUUAAAAAAGCAGCAAGAAUAAUAUUAGUCGGCGCUCCCGGAGUAGGAAAGGGCACACAGGCAGAACGACUUCUACAACGAUUCCCACAACUUUCUGCUAUCAGUUCCGGAGAUUUACUGAGAGACAAUGUUAAAAAUCGGACUCCGCUAGGGAUUAAAGCAGAGAGCACUAUACAGUCGGGCUCCCUCGUGCCCGAUGCCAUGAUACUUCGACUUAUCCUUCACGAAUUGAAAACUCGUGGUUGGUUAUUUCCCUCGUCUACGCCGUCGAUGACGCUAGCGUCUAGCGCUGCAUUUGCGUCCUCCUCUGAAUUCGACACAGACUUAUAUGUCGAACAACCAUCACUGGCAGAAGCUUUGUCACCACCCCAAACAUCCAACGAACCCUCCGCUUCUUUCAUACUUGAUGGUUUUCCCCGCACAGCCGGGCAAGCUUUUCAACUCGAUUCACUGAUUCCAAUAAACCUCGUCGUCUCCCUCAAAACUCCAGCCUCUGUUAUACUGGAGCGCAUUGCGGGCCGUUGGGUUCAUGCACCAUCUGGUCGAGUCUAUAAUACUACAUUCCAUGCACCCAAGGUUCCUGGGCUUGAUGAUAUCACCGGAGAAAAGCUGACGAAGCGGCCCGACGAUUGCGAAGAAACAUGGAAGACACGACUCAAGAAAUUUGAGGAGACAAGUGAACCAUUACUUGAACAUUACGCGCGAAAAGGAGUCUUGUGGGAAGUUGAAGGGAACAGCAGCGAUGAGAUAAGUCCCAAGUUAUACCAGGAGUUUGAAAGACGAUUCGCAGAAAUAUGA